AUGGUUGCCGAUGUGACCCCCACAAUGUCUUUUUCUGGCCCGUCAAAUUCAAGCAAUUCGUUCCGCACGACGGGCCUGUUGUCGAAUCCCAACUCCAGGAAGCUGGAUCAAGUUCGUGUCCGACACCAGGCAGAGCUGAUGGGCAUCACUCCUGGAACGUCUCUGCUCGCACAACAAACAGGACACCCCAGGUGGAUUUCGGAAGGCAAGGCCAGUGACGGCGAAGGAGCGGAAGAAACUGAGGAAGUCGAGAUUGAAGUGGAGGUCGAAGAGGAAACUGAUGAAGAGAGGCCAACCCCGCUUGAAGAUGCUGCUUCAACUUCAGGUCAACCUUUCAUAGUGAAACGGCGGGCAGAGAUUGCUUUGCGUGACCUGGCCUGCAAAGCCAUCUGUCGCAUCAAGAAAGGCAUUAGAAAACCUGGAGCACAAUCAGACGGCCGCCCCUUCAUUCCAGAGGAUUGGGAUGAGCUUUUCAAGCCGCACCUGGGCUCCUACAUCCGCUUUCUUCUAUCACGGUCAGACCAGUUUCGGGUCGUUCAAGGAAUCGGUCCGGGAAGAUACACAGUGGAGGAUGUAACUGGAGACAAGACUGUCGUUGCGCCGUCACCGGAAGAGCUGGCCAACAAGGGAACCAAAGGUGGCUUUGACCGAAAGGGAAAGGGCAAGUUUGCAGAUGCUGGGAAAGGCCGAAAAGGUAUUUACAAGGGCCGCGGAAAGACCCAGUUGGAGGAUGUCGGAAAGGGCAGACAGAAAUCCAAAGGAGGAAGCGCUGUAGCUGCGAAAAGCACAGGCAAGAUGUCAGCCGGUCACGCCAACUCAGGGAGCACGUCGAGCUAUGGCAAGGGAAAGCGACAGCCACAACGAGCUAGCCCUCGAGGUGACGCCGAAGCCAAAGCAGGCAAAGGCACAGGAGCAAAGGCAGGAUCGCCGUCUUUUCAUGCAGCCGAGUCAUCAUGGACCUUCAUGGAGGCGGAGCUCGACACUGUCGAGGUCUCGGUGGAUGUGGAGUGA
Messenger RNA from Symbiodinium sp. CCMP2592, 1011 nucleotides. The record is from the annotation of a GenBank genome assembly. NCBI's taxonomy places the organism in Eukaryota, Dinophyceae, Suessiales, Symbiodiniaceae.